This is a messenger RNA of Rattus norvegicus (Norway rat), 24073 nucleotides long. RefSeq names its product ankyrin repeat domain 17 (gene Ankrd17). Gene Ontology annotation, biological process: defense response to bacterium; positive regulation of MDA-5 signaling pathway; positive regulation of RIG-I signaling pathway. Gene Ontology annotation, cellular component: nucleus; cytoplasm; chromatin. The record is from RefSeq and is a predicted model, not a curated record. Gene Ontology annotation, molecular function: chromatin binding; nucleic acid binding; RNA binding. NCBI's taxonomy places the organism in Eukaryota, Metazoa, Chordata, Mammalia, Rodentia, Muridae.
CCCCCUGAGGCCAGACAAGGCAGCCCAGUUAGGGGAUCCAUAGAUAGGUAACAGAAUUCAGAAUAGCUCCUGCACCAGCAUGGAUGAAGACCAACCUGCACAUCUGUUAUAUAUGGGGCUGGGUAGGUCCAGCCCAUACUAGCUGUUUGGUUGGUGGUUCAGUCUCUGGGAGCCCCCAAGGGUUCAGAUUAGUUGAUGGAAUUUGGAUUCUAACUGCCAGAUAUGUUCUAGAAUUAUCUUUUGCAAAUUGCCACAAAUAUUUUUAUGUAUUUGAUAGGAUAUGCAUUAUGCCAUGCUGUGUAACACAUAAACACAGCAUGCUUUUGUUUUUCAGACUUGACGCCUUUCUUUACUAAAGUUAAACAGUUUUGUAGGGCUGUAGUUUUUUUUGUUGUUGUUUUGUUUUUUAAUAAUUCAAUUUUAUGUGUAUGGGUGUUUGGUGUUUGGUGUGCAAAGAUGUAAAUCCCCUGGAACUACUUACAGAUAGUUACAGGCCGCCAUGUGUGUGCUGGGAACUGAAUCCAGACCCUCUGGAAAAGUAACCAGUGCUCUUCAGCUGCUGAGCCAUGUCCAGCCCCGGGUCUCAUUAUGCUGCCUUGACUGUCCUGGAACUUCCUAUGUAUUAGACCAGGCUGGGCUUGAACUCACAGUUCCGCUUGCCUCUGCCAUCCCAUUGCUGAAACUUAAGUCCUGUACCACUAUGUCUGGCAAAUUAGACAGUUUUCAUACAGCUUUUAAACAUUUGUUGUGGAUUGUUCUAUGGUUCUUAUUGCCAUCAUGAAUUGUAUCUUUAUAUCUCUUCAUUAGUUAUUUUUUUUUUUCUUUUUUUCAGAGUUGGGGACUGAACCCAGGGCCUUGCGCUUGUUAGGCAAGCGCUCUACCACUGAGCUAAAUCCCCAGCCCCAUUAGUUAUUGUUAAAAGUAUGAACACUAUUGAUUUUGAUGUUUUAUCUUCUACAUGACAACUUAACUUAGUUUAUUCAAUUGAGUUUUUAAAUUGUCAUGUUGAGUCUACCCUAUUAUUUUUGCCCUUUAAGAUUUUUACGCCAAGUGUUUUCCUCUCUGUGCCAGUUUUGAAAGUUUCCAAAGCGGCCACUGUCGGGGCUAACACUGUCUGUCAGAUGCUCUCCUUGUCUUCCCUUACUGUAAAGCAGCUGUGCUGCCCUUGAUUAUGAUGCCACUCUCUGCGAGCAGUAUAGUCUAUCUUUUUCUGUAAGCUCAUUCAAAUUUUACCAGAAACGAUAAGCUUAUCAAAAAAUGUUUUAUAAGAAAGUUGCGUUUGUGGGGCUUGUUUGAGAUAGGGUCUAGUCAUAUUGCCCAAGUUAGCUUUAAACUCAAAAUCCUCUUCCCUCGGGUUUCUUAGUGCGGGGAAUAAAGGUGUGUGUUACCACAGCCAAUUUAAAUGCAUUUUAACACAUUGGAUUUGACUUCAGAAAUAUUCUGACUUACAUUUUGUGAAGAUCAUUCAUUUCACUUUGGAUUUAGAAGUCUUAGGAAAAACCAUGUUCUUAAAUCAGUCUUUAAAAGAGUUACUUAAUACAGAUUUCCUUUAUGUGUAUGUUAUGUUUUCUUCAGAAACAUUUUUAUAUGUAUGACCGUUCACCUACAUUUAUGUGGUGUGCUUGCCUUGUGCCCAUGGGGGUCCCUAGAGUUGGGACUGUGGGUGCUGGGAACGGGCAGCCAGUGUGCUAGGAAGGAGUUUGGUCAGUUCUUUAUAUGAUGCCUAGGAACUUAAAAUCAGUUCAUACCUCUUACGAUAGCUAACUUAUUCUUAAAUUAUAAAUAUUGCUAAGUAAAAUCUUUGCCGGCUUUCAAGUGUCAGUUAAAUAGUAUCAGGAAAAUGUACAUUGUUGUGCAACAGAUCCAGAACUUCUUCAUCUUGGAAAGUCAGAAGUACUCUAUUGAAGAACUCUACAUUGUGCGUGUUGACCUUUUGUUUCUUAGAUAUAUUCUCUUUAUGUAGCUCAAAUGAGUGGAAUCAAAUAGUGAUUAUCUUACUUCAGUUCAUCAGUUGUCAGGGUUUUUCCGUGUUGAGUGGGAUAGUGUUUCCUUUCUAAGGUUGAGGGCACUACAUUGUACGUAUAAAUCACAGGUUGUCUCCAUGUUUAUCAGUUGGGCAUUUGUGUUGUUUUUAACCUCUUGGCUGUGCUCUGUUGCUUUGUUUUGUUUUUACAUUUAAUUUCACAUGUAGGCUUGCGGGGAAGGAGAGAGGCUUAAUUUGGUAUUUCCAAAUAGUUAACACGUUGGUUUUUACUUUAUGCUCGCAUUGUUUGAAGUGUUGUCUUUCAUGUUUGAACAGUAGGAUAAUACCUCAGAAUAUAUCUCCUGUGGGUUCAUCUUUGUGUGUACCCAUUUGUAUAUGUUAAAGACCCAUGCACUAAAUGCUUAGGGGCUAGUAAAACAGUAUGACAACCUGUGAUCCGAGUGCUGAGGAAUGGAGACCACUGGAGGAUCUCAGGCUAGCUGAGCCAGGUUAGAAGAGGGGCUUGCCUUAAAAGAUGAGAUGCUUCAGAUUUACCUAUAGCCUACAGAUUGAUUUAUACUUCGAGAAAUGUGCACAUGUUCACACAUACAUGUUCUGUGUAUCUGUACACAGAAAAAUUAUGUACACAAAUGAGUUUUAUAUGUUCCUUGAUAAAUAGAAAAUGUCUGUUAAUGCCUUAUGGUUGACAAACUGAUUGUGAUUUUCAUGUAAUCCAGGUGUGUGUGUGUUUUCUUGUAAUCGGAGUGUGUGCUUGUUGGUUUGCUGUCCUAGGAAUUAAAUCUAAGAUCUGGUGCAUAUUAAGUACUCUUCACUGGGUUUCCAUCUGCUUUUGUUUAUUUGUCUUGUUUGCUUAGUUUUGUUUUGUUCAUUUUUUUUUGUUUUUUUGUUUUUUGUUUUUUGUUUUUUUUGUUUUGUUUUUUGUUUUGUUUUUGUUUUUGGUUGGGAGGGGCGAGGUCUUUAAUACUAGCCCAAACUAGCCUCAACUUCUAGGAUUGAUCACAAGCAUGUAGAAACAUGCCUUUCUCGUGGAGUCCCCUUUCGUUAGAUAUUUUUUUCUUCCUGUGCAGGCCCGACUUCUUUCCUUCCUCCUCCUCCUCCACUAUAGAUUCACGUAGAACAAACAAAGCUUUUAUUAAGAAGAGCUGCAAGCACUUGUAGUGUCCUUUUACGUGGUCAUUAGUUUCAUCUAGAUUGGCGAUUCUCAACCUUUCUAAUGCCGUGACCACCUAUAAUACUGUACUUCAUGUUGUGAUUAACCUUAGCCAUCGGAUUAGUUAGUUGCUAAUUCACAACUGUAAUUUUGCUACUGAUAUAGAUCUUAAUGUAAAUAUCUGCUGUGCGACCCCGUUGGGCUUGCAGCCCACAAGGUGGGAACUGUUGAUGAUUGACUGUGGACCUACUUAAUGUAAGGUAGACAGAGUGAAUAUUUUGUAGUUCUCUGGUCUCUUCUUUUUUUUUUUUUCUUUUUUUCGGAGCUGGGGACCGAACCCAGGGCCUUGCAGUUGCUAGGCAAGCGCUCUACCACUGAGCUAAAUCCCCAACCCCUUAAGUUUUUUUCUUUUCAGUCUUUUGUUUGUUUGGUUUUUUUUCCAGAGCUGAGGAUCGAACCCAGGGCCUUGCGCUUGCUAGGCACAAGCACUCUACCACUGAGCUAAAUCCCCAACCCCCUUUUCAGUCUUUUUAUUUUAAAGUAUUCCAUUUUUUCUACUCAUGUUAAAUAUUGAAUUUAAAGCCAAUAUUCAAUUAAAUAUUGAAUUUAAAUGCUAGAUAAGCACUCUUAACACUGAACUCUGCAGCCCUUCUGUAUAUAUUUCAGAUAAAUUAAGUGGUUUAAAACUUACUCUUCGUAGAAUACUGAGACUAGAACUUCUCUAAGAUCUAAAAUGGAUAUGCUUUGUUCUGUUUCAGGGAUUAGGACAACAUCCUUCAAAGAAAACCUUUUAAAAGUUCCUACCAGAAAUAGAACAUUGUUGGUAGUGUUCAAUUUUAUGUUGUUGUAAUCUUAAAGGUCUAUUAGCUUUUUUGUUAGGUUACAUAGUAAAUGUUGACAGAAAGCUUAAACAGUAGAGUAAAAUAGAGAAUAAUAGUUGAAAGUUUUCUUAUAUACCAAGUAUGUUUUAAAGCUUCAUAUUCUGCCUUUUCCUCUAAAUUUUCUUAUUUUGUUUUUUCUUUAAGAUUUAUUUAUUACAUAUACUGUAGUUGUCUUCAGACACACCAGAAGAGGGCAUCAGAUCCCAUUACAGAUGGUUGUGAGCCACCAUGUGGUUGCUGGGAAUUGAACUCAGGACCUCUGGAAGAGCAGUCAGUGCUCUUAACCACUGAGUCAUCUCUCCAGCCCUCCUCUACAUUUUCUUACAGGUAUAUAAAUAACAUUUAUGGAAUCAAAGUUUGGUUUUGCAUAAAUGGAGAUCUUUAAAAAACAUCUUACAGAAUUUACAUGUGAAAAAUUGUGUGUGUGUGUGUGUGUGUGUGUGUGUGUGUGUAUGUGUAUUUGUGUAUUUUCUCUGCUUUUAUGUGGGUUCCAGGGAUCAAACUUAGAUCUGGUUUGCAUGGCCAGCCAGCACCUUUCUACUACAGAGCAUCUUGUUGGCCCAUGGGUCUGUUUUGUAGCUGUCACUUUAUUAUUUAUGUCAACACAAAAUUUUUAAACUGUAAUUGUUUGGAGAGAAUUCCAUUGAUUGAUCACUUCUCUGCAUAUUUAGUAGUAAGCCAAAAGCAUAGUUAGUGCUUAGUAAGUCCUAGGUGGAGUUUUGAUUGUUUUAUGUAUAUUCCAUAAUGGUAGGGCUUAUCAUUCAAUUUUAUAGCUGGAAAAAAGAUCAAGACAUGGAAGUGAUCUUAGGAUUCUGGAGGUUAGAGUAGAUGGUAGAAUUGAUAUAUGUACAGUAUUCACUAAAAUUGACUUUCUUACUGACUUUGUUCUAUUGCCUCUUUCCUGUGAAUUGCUUAAAAAGUGGGUUUUUUGUAUAAAUUGCAGAAUCCAGCAAAUAUUGUUUCCCAUCUAUUUCUCUUUUCUAAAUUUAUUUAAUGCCGUUACUUUACUGAAUUUGUAUACUCCCAAUAAAAUGUAUGUGUACUAUUUAAGUGGCUGUGAUAUCACAGACUAAGGGUAUGCAUGAGUUCUAUAAUUAGGAGUCCACCAAAUGUUAGUUAUUUGGUUUAGACAAGAUUAUAUUCUGGAUUUACUAGGUCUUUAGAACUUAAAUGGAAUAUAUAUCUUAACUUCCUUUAGAAUUUUAAAUUUUUAAUAAUGCACCAUAUUGUUAAUUUUCUGUAGUUAAUAAAUUAACAAACUAUAUUUUUAUGACUUUUUUACUAUAGACUUAGCAAAUAAGGCUAGGGUUUCAGAUGAAAUGGCCAAGUAUACAAACCAAAGAUGUCAACAUGAUACUUUCUUUAAAAUUGUUUAAAACCACAUUUAUGUGUGUAUGUAUUUUGUAGGUGCGUGGUUUUCCGUGGCUCAUGACACUUGUGGGAUUCAAUUCUUUCCUUCCACUAUGUAGUUCUAGGGAACUAACUCAAGUUGUUAGACUUAGUAAUAACUUGUUAGGCUUGGCAGUAAGUGAGGCAUAUUGCUGAAUAUGCUGUUUCAUAACCUCAGACCCUUUAACUUGGAGUCCUCACUUUGUGGACUCUUCUCACUUUCACUUUAGUCUGCUCCACACAACUACAUACAGUACAGUUCAAGAUCUCCUUCACCACUCAUUUUAGCUGUCUUUCUCCAGGAGUACCUGCAUUCUCUUGGUACCGUGCUGUAAUGUAUCCCUAGUAAAUGUAAAUGUAUCCCUAGUGCUGCCUUGGUACAGGAAGUUCCUACCUUAUCCUUAGCCAGGCUCUCUUGUCUUUUACACCAAGCCCUAAAUACAGACUUGGUACUGUAGCACCUUUGUAUUUGCAUGAGAAUGUCACUUUUGUUAUUCCCAGGGCCCAGAACAGCCUUGCCUAUGUGGGAGGGCAGUGUUGAGGUUCGUAUGUAUGCCUCAGUGAAGUACGUACUAGGGUCCUGCUGUUCUCAGUACCAUAACAGAAGUGUAGGUGUUGGGCUUGAGUUCCGUCUCAUCUGUGUGUCUCAGUCUAUCCUGCUUUGCUUACCUGUGUCUCUGUGUCCCACUAGUGUGCCUGGUGUCCAUGGAGACUGGAGCAUGACAGAUCCCUUGGAAUGGGACUGAAAGUUGUGAGCUGCCAUGUGGGUGUAGGGCAUUGAAUGAACCGAGAUCCUCUAGAAGAAGCUAGAACUCUUAACCACUGAGGCUCCCACAGAACUUUUUAUGAUGAUUUUAAUUAAAUGAUAUAAGUAAAGCAGUCAGAUUCUAAUAUCUUUAAAAUCUGAUACUUUACAAAUAUUGUACUUAAUGUUGCAUUUACUUUUGAAAUAACCCAUUGUCUUUGCAUUUUGUUUCCUAGCAUUAUUUUCCCUUGAUUUAUAAUUUGAAAUUGAGCUAGCAUCUUAGGUCCUUCUUCUGUACUUCCUGACUUGAGGCAGAUUAUUUAAUCUUGUUUACUUCGUGUUCAAUCUAAUGAACGCUUUAUUUUUAACAAGGUCUCUUUACAUUGGAAGUUUCGUUUUUUAACUUUUCCCUUUUCUGUUGAAGAGUUUUCACAUCACCUGGAUAUAUAGGUAUAUAAAAUAGUUUUGUAUACAGAUAAGACAUGUGUUCAUACACCAUUUUUUAAAGAUGAAGGCUAAUUUACAUACUAGUGGGGUGGAUCUGCUUAUUUUUACAAAAGGGAUUGAGUCUGGCUGAAUAUUUGAUAUUGUAGGACAUGGUACUUUUCAACACUAUAGAUCCUAUGGAUACAUUGGUCUAGUAUAGUCAUCAGUGCUGGGAGGCUGCUUUCUGUACAUGAAGAGCACAGAAUGGCAAAAAUAUGUUUAGGGCCACCUCAGAAAUGUUUGAAAAUCAACAUCAUUAAUGUUUUUAUACGAUAGCCAUCGGCAAUUCAUACAGCAAUUUAAAAAAUCAAAUAUUAUAUUGCAGUAUUACUUAAAAGAUACUAAUUCAAUAUAUGAUGAAGAAUGAUGGUAGGAAAAUAUUACACGUUUACUUUUCAUAAGUUCAGAAAACUGUAUGUACAGUAAAAACUUUAAUUGAAAACAUACACAGUAAUCUUGAAUCAUUGUUGCUCUAAGUUUUAUUUUCUCUUCAGAAUCAAAGGCUGCAGUGAAGUUACAUAGGUAACAUAGUUGAUAAAAGCUGUCAGAAACACAUUUGAUUCAUUCUGAAUUUGUUUUAAAAUUUUUGUUGUGCAUUUAGAAGCUUGUUCUUUUGAGACGGCAUCUUUACCGUGUAACUGGCUGGCUUGGCACUAACUGGCUCCGAGACCAGGCUGGUCUUAGAUAUUUAACAACGUUCUACUGGAUCACCACCUAAGUGGUGCUUUUAGCGGUACCAGCAUGCCUGGUUUUUUUCUUUUUUCUGGAUUUUGAUUGUUCAGAAACUGUUCAGUAUCGCCUUUUUUUUCUAUCCAGAUACUCAUUUACAUGAUCUGGGGGUGGGGUGGGGAGUGUGAUUCAUAGAUUAAGGAGGUGGGCUUUAAAGAAUGAAGAUAUUUUACAUACAUGAUUUAAUAUAUGGUUUCACAAUUUACUUGCUAACUCGUUUUCAACUUAAUCCAUCAAAUGAAAUUCUGGAAUGACAUUUGGAUUAUUCUUUUUUUUUUUUUUUUUUGACCAGGAACAAUUCUUUUUACCUUUUUAAGGUUGUGUUCAACUAUUUUUUCUCAGCCCCCAGUAGUUUUGUCAACUAACUAUGGAAAUCCCCAUUUGGGAGAGGUUGCUGUAUAACACUUGAGAUGCCAUAGUUGAUUCGAAUGUUUUAUUUACUUAUGUUUGUUUAUGGGUAUAUGAUGUGUGCGUGCAUUCCUGCAUGGUGUGGGUGUAGAUAUUAGGAGAUAACUUUUGAGAAGUUGGUUCUCCCUGUCGCUAUAACUUAUAGGGGUAGAACACAAGUCUGAUGUCUUACCCAGCCAGUCACCUCACCAGAACCAAUGAGGACAUUUUCUUUUUACUUUAAUUUUUAACACUUACUUUAUUUAGGUGUUUGUGUGUAUGUGUCUGUGUGUUCAUAUAUACAUGGCAGGUGUCCACAGAGGCUUAGAGAUGCAUGUCAGAUCCCCUGGAGCUGGCAUUCCAGGCAUAUUUGUCAGCUACCCAAUGCUGGUGCUGAGAUCUGAACUCUAUAGUCCCAUGAUUGAGCAAUAAACACUUGCAGCCACUGAGCCAUUUUUCUAGCUCCUAAUUAAAAAAAAAUAAAAAUAAAAAGUAUACACCAUCCUUUAUUUUUGUUUUCUCAGCUAGGAGAGAAAAACCCCUAUGUGAAAAUUAGCUUUUAUACCUGCUGCCCUCUCUCUCCUGGACAGAUGAAGAGCUAUAUGGAAAGCUUAGUCAUGAUUACUCCAAGACACAGCUCUUGCCCUGUGGUCUUUGCCACCUACCAAGCUAUAACUAUUUUAUUGAUAUUAAUGUAAUUAAUAUCUUUGAAUAAUGUAAUUAAUAUCUUUGAAAUUAGUUAUAUAAAUGAUCUAACAGUUUUUAAACUUCCUUUCUCACAGUGUUGAUUAAUGAUACUAGUCUUGGUUACUGUUCUGUUGCUGUGAAGAGACACCAUGACCAAGGCAAUUCUUAUAAGAGAAAACAUGUAAUCGUGGGCUUGCUGACUGAUUCAGAGGUUUAGUCCAUCAUCAAGGCAGGCAGUCAGGCAGCAUGCAUGGUGCUGGAGCAGUAGCUGAAAGCUGUAUUCUGAUUGAGAGCUCUGGCUGCUUUUCCAAUAGAUCUGGGCUUGGUUCUUAGAAUUUACUUGGUCUGGUAUUCUUGAGCUCGUGGCACACGUGUGUACAGACAUACAUACAUGCAGGCAAAAUACUCACACACUCGAACAAAUCAUUUUCUUAAAAAUAUAGGCCGGUAGUUUAGAAGAGUGAUCAUUGAGACGUUGCUCACUGAUGGGGAAGUAGAAACACUAAAGCUGAGUUUUCUUCAUGUGACAACUCAGUAGUGGUCCCUCAAGGGGAUAAUGCCUCUUUUUGUAGUUUCUAGCCAAGCUCUACUAGAGACAAUUUAAUAUGUAAUAUGUUUCUCAAUACAUUAGAUUGUGAGUUUGAAAAGAAGAGUCUCAGUACUGAAGUAAUUGUUUGCAGGUCAACCAUUCAAAGUUUGUUAAGGUAAAUUAGGGUAGAAUUAGCAUAAUGGUAACAUAUUUUGGCACCACACUAAUUGGACAUUAAUAUCAGGGAACCUAGGCCAGCAAGGAAUCAGAAGAAGAGAGCUAGUGACAGCAAAAGGAGUCCCUGAGCAAUUGAGAUUUUUUUUUUUACAUCUCAAUUCUUCACGCAUCCGGCUUUAAGUUUUUUUUUUCCUUAGAAUUUAAGUGUAUAUUCACAGGUUACUUCCAACUUAUGUAUGUGGGUAAGACGUGUGUGUGUCUGAUUUUUCUUAGUGGUUGCUUUAGAGCAGGAAGUAGUGCAUUACUAGCUAGAAUAAAAGUACUGUACCAUCAGUUGAUUUAGCUUUUUUAAAACAAACCAUUGAAAUAAUUUCUGUUGUGCCUGUAAGUUCUUAUGAAGAUCUUGUACAGUACUAAUAAAUUUGAAAAGUGGAUGAAACUUAGAAAUAAAAAAAUAUUUUGUCAGGUUUUUUUUAGAUUUAUUUAUUCAUUUAUUAUAUACAAGUACACUGUCGCUUACAGAUGGUUGUGAGUCACCAUGUGGUUGCUGGGAUUUGAACUCAGGACCUCUGGAAGAGCAGUCAGUGCUCUUAACCACUGAGCCACCUCUCCAGCCCUUGCCAGUUUUAUAUAUUGAUAGAGCCUAUUGUGUGAAUACUAGAAAAAUAAUGAAUUCAUGGUGUGACUUACCUGUCAUGAGGAAAGGUAAUGAAUAGCAAGUGUCAGCUGACAAAGGCAUUAUUUCAGACUAGCCGCGUUAUUUACUUUGCUUACUCUGUUGCUUAAGUUUAGAUAAGGCUGCUUAAAUCAUAUUCUGUGUGCAGGACACAUCUAGUUUGAAAUAUAUGAUAUUUAAAUAGACUAGUUCUCUUCUGUGCUGCUCUAAGUUGAGUUUUAUGUUUCAUUAGUUGGAUUUGGGAAGAAUAGAAAGGAACUGUAAUGAGAAAAAAUGAUGGAUAUUUUAGACAGAUGGUAAACUUGGCCAGGAAUCUUGAUGGAGUUCAUGGAGACUAUGAUUUUAAAAAAUCAUUCUUUAUCUAGUUUGUAGUAUGGACCUUAAAACCUGGUAAGUACUCAGUAAAUGUAUAACUGCAUGUUCAAACUGUUAUUGAUGAUCUUUAAAAAGAAAACUAGACUUUAGGCCAGUCAGGCUUACAAAGUGAGACCUGGCUUAUGUUAGAAAAUGGGUAGAAAUUACAUAGUGCUCUGUGUUGUUAAAGCUCUUUCAGUACUGGGACCAGUAGUGAUACCAUGCACUCUGGGAGGAAAGUGAAUUAUCCCAGCCACAUAAUGUUUUAUAUGCCAGCCUAUAUGCCACUGCUCUACAAGACUGUCUCAAAAUACUAAAACAGCAACAGAAGACUCAAGCACUGUUUAAUGUGGCCCAUUCUUCCUCUUAGUGUACAUGGAAAGAUUACAUUAAAAUUUCUUCUUUGCAAGUAGAUAAUUUGGCUGUGUAUGGUGGUGGAUGCCAGUAAGCCCAGCAUUGAGAAGCUGAAUUCUAGAUUAGACUGGGCUACUUAAGUUCUCUGUUAUCCUGAACUACACAGUGAGACUUUGUUUCAAAAAACAAACAAAAAUCUCCACAAUAAUUAGAAGGUUAAUCAGAAGACAUGAGGUAAUACAUUUAGCCAUAUCUUACUUAAUAAGACCACACACAAAUGGUUCGUGGAGGCUCUGGGACUUUAGUAUAUUGAAUUCUUUCAGACAUCUAUUUAUUCACAGUAGACUUCAAGUUAAGAAAGCACCAGCACCAAACCUUGGAUGUAAUUUGAAUUUUAACAGAAGUAGAUUAUAUUUUUAUAGGUCAGAUAUUUUAUACCAUUCUUUUCUCCAGAUGCAGAGAUUUUGAUAGACUUUGCAUUGUAGCAUUUUAAACAGUAGUUAAUUGAAGUUAAUAUAGCAAGAAUAACUUUUUUAAAGGGAAGUUCAAGAUAAGGUGUAACUUCUGAGCUUUUAGUAUAAGCCAAGAUACUUUUAUGAAUAAUGCUAAUUUCAGAUCUAAAAUUUGCCAUAGAGUUGUGUUAGAAAUACUUUGUAUUUGUAGAGAAACAAUAUCACUCUCUAGGCUUAAUACAGAAACAUCUUUAUACAUAUCUCUUUUGAAAGUUAUUAUAUGGUUAUAUUCUGGCAUAUACAGAGAAUAUAUACUAAGGGCUAUUAAAUAUAGUAUGAGCUGUUAUGGAUAAUAUAGAUGCCUUUUAGUAGUGGACAGAAAAUGUUAGUGUUUUUAUUGGAAAUUAGAACAAUUGUCAAAAAUAGAUUUUACAUGUGCUAGUUGGAACAUAUGUUGUAGACUAUUACUUAUAAACAGGUUGUUUGACAUAUAGUUUGCAUACACAGUCUGGUGUAGAUGGAGAACUGGGGCCAUUGUACUCCAGUCACUUAUAUAAAAUUUAUAUAGGGAUAGAACUUGUGCAGCUACCUGUGCAUGGUCCAAAAGGUUAGGAGAAGCUUCAGUAGGAAAAUGUGACUGAAUGCUAGCUUGGACAAUUCAGCUGUGGAGGAAAGAUGCCAAGGUUCUGUGAUGUCCUUCAAGAUUUGGACUCAUUAUGUGCAUUGUCUUUCUCCAGACCUAGAAAAAAAAACUACCCAUGAUUCAUUCAGCAAGUGAUGAGUCUUCUCUUUUCCUUAGACAAAAUCUGAUGAUCCCUCAGAUCAUUCCUUCCAAUUAGACUUUAUUUUGUCCCCCCCUUCUGCCUACUUAGAUCAUCUUCAGAUUGCUUAGGUACAUAUUGUAGGCUUGUCAUGUAAAAGGUUGUGCAGGUACCAUGUUUGUCCUGUUUCUGUUUUGGAAUCCACGGUGCAGAACCUGUAGAAACGGACAACAUGCACAGCAUGUUUCCAUUUGUGUAAAGACAUUCUUACACUAAGAUGUGUAUGGAAAUGGAGAUACUCGAUUGGUUGCACCUCUGAAGGAUGAUAAGAGGUUUACUUUUAUCUGCUUUUUAGUGCUAUUUUUGUGGUGCUGACAAAACUCAGGCUCUUGUGUAUGCAUGGUCAGUGUCCUAUCACUGAGCUGCAUCUUCAGUCCUGUGAUGUAUGUAUUCUGUUGUAUGUUGUUAGUAUUUUCCAUGCAUAUAUAUUAAUUUAUAUGGAUUGGCUAUAGCUCGUAGAAGAGAAAAUAACUUAAUAGUAAUUGAAAGAAUAUUACUGUGAUAAAUUUGACAUAUAUCUAGACUCGAAUCAUUUUAAGUCUUUAUGAUUUUUCACUUAUGCUUGGCUGGGCUAUUAUAUAAUUGGUAUUUUGUAUGUCUCUAAACUGACAUACACAAUGUAGUUGAUAAUGUACGGCAUUAUCUGCUAAUGUAGAGAGAAAACUCAAAUACAUUUUGAGAAGUGAAUGGUUACUUUCCUUAGUCUGUUUUUCUGUGGGUUGCAUCUUUAUAGUGUAUUUCUUUUGUUUGAAAAUGUGGAUUUUGAAAUCUCAUCAGGUUUGAUUGCCACCACCAAAAGUAAAUAAACAAAUAAAAUUUAGGGAAACACACCAAUAUUCAAAAUGGUGUUCUGGCUAAUUACCACAUAAUUUGUGUAUACUCUCUGUCUUAGCUGCUUUCUUUUCUAGUUAAGCAAACCAAUUCUGAGCCUAGAUGCCAAACUUUAUAGAGCAUUUGAAUUUUACUUUAGUAAAUGUUUUAAAGGCUUGUUCUAUAUUUCUUUUAUGUAUUGAUUUUUAGUUGUUUGUGUAUCUUGUCAUGUUAAUUACUUUAAUAUCUUUUCCACUGGGGGGUGGUAUUUUUUCAUUGAAAUCUUUUCUGGACAACUGAUAUGGGAUUUUUCCCCUCUGUAAAAUGAAGUUGAAUUGUAUUAAAAAUGAUGAAUUUUAAGGUAGAUGUGUAUGCAUCUCCUUUCAUAGUAUUUUGCUUGCUUUAACUCUGAGUUUAUAUUAGCAAGAUGGCUUAGAAAGGAAGGUUAAUGGGAAAAUAAAUAUUUUGAUGUAUAACAAAAUAUUACAGAAUAUUUGAAAUGUGUAUUCUGUUCAUACUAAAUUUUGUGCGGUUGGUUCUCUCCUUCCAUCUCUAUGUGGGCUCAGGGUUAGGCUUGCAUAGCUUUCACCCACUGAGCUAUCUCAGAAGGAGUAUUUGGUUUGAGUUUUGGAGGAACCUAUUUGUUUUCAAAUAAAGUUUUUGAGAAGCCUUUUCUUGGCUGAUGAGAAAAAAGAGUGAAUGUUCUAACCAGUGAGUCCUUGAGUUCAAACCUGAUACUGAAGUUCUGAGGGAGAGAAAGCUUGCUCUUUAGUUUGAAGAUGAAGUUUAUUUGAAGCUUAAAGAUUACUUAAAGCUUAAAGUUGACCUUGAAGGUAGGAGGUAAUGAAAUUCAGAUUGCUGGUUUACUUUGUGCUAUGUUCCAGCAGGAAGAUGGUUUGGAGAAGCUGCCAAGUAGCAUUGCCAUACAUAAAUGUGGGUGCUGUAUGUGGGCCAAGGGCAGCGGCAUUUCUGAUACACUUGUUUGCAACUAGCUUCUCUUAGUCCCACCGCUCUAGAUUGAAUGUGAUUUCGGUUUUGUUAUGUAAUUGUUUGCCCAGGCUGGGGCAUUGUUUCCUUAUUCAUAAAACGUAAUAAUAUUAUCUGCAGAAAGACUUCAGUAGCUGAUUCUGAGAAUAAAAUCCAGAACUAACUGCUUUGAUUCACCAGUGUUAGUUCCUUAGCCAAGUCAGUUUAGCUUGGAAAACUUGGUCAAGCACCUUGUAUUCUAUGCCCUGCUUUCCACGUCUUUUUUUUUUUUUUUUUUUUUUUAUUAACUUGAGUAUUUCUUAUAUACAUUUCGAGUGUUAUUCCCUUUCCUGGUUUCCGGGCAAACAUCCCCCUCCCCCCUCCCCUUUAUGGGUGUUCCCCUCCCAACCCUCCCCCCAUUGCCGCCCUCCCCCCCACAGUCUAGUUCACUGGGGGUUCAGUCUUAGCAGGACCCAGGGCUUCCCCUUCCACUGGUGCUCUUACUAGGAUAUUCAUUGCUACCUAUGAGGUCAGAGUCCAGGGUCAGUCCAUGUAUAGUCUUUAGGUAGUGGCUUAGUCCCUGGAAGCUCUGGUUGCUUGGCAUCCACGUCUUUAAAGUGGUAUAAUAAUAGCAUCUUUUAAGACAGUGGAAAUGAUGCAAGUUAAUAGACAUAAAGACAUUUCAGUGGUGUAUAGUAAACCCACUGUAACUGUAUGUUACUGUCACAUAGCUGGCUCUUAUUAUGGGGGCAAAGUAACAUUUUGUUGUUUUUUAAAUCACAAGACAAAACUUAUAUGUCGCCUGCCACAGUAAAAGUGUCUCUUAUACAAUAGAUACUUUAUUUCGCUUCAUCUCAUAUAGACUUCUUAGGAUGAAGUCUGAUACUGACUACCCCUAACAUACUUUCUGAUAUGCAGUCAUUAUGCCAGGUGCCUUGAAAUAUUUAUACCAAUAGAAAAACUACACUGUUGUGAUUAAUGAAUGAAGUUGAAGGCAUUACCAGAAAAUAGGAUAUAUACUGCAGUAUAUAGUAGAUGUUAAUUUUGUACUUACAGGCCUUUGCAAACAGAUUAUACGUUCAUAGGAAAGCAGUUUACUAUUUAAAAAGCCUGCAUUAAGAUAUUUCUUACACUCUUAAGUUAGGUCCGAUAGUUAGGUGUAUUAUAUAAUCCAUUUGCUUGUUGUCCCAAAUUCCUAACUUAGCAUUAUCAUGCCUCUGCAUCUUUAAUACAGCAGCUAAUCUCACCGUAAGACUUUACAAAGGAUAAACUGCUGUGUAACCACUUGGACCUCUUUUGUUCAAUCAGGUAUUUAAGUAGCUUUAAAAAUAUUCUUUUAGGAAAAUUGAGAUUUUAUAAUUUGUAAUAUUAAAAUAUGAGGUUUUUAAUCUAUUGAAAUUACUUGACAGAAGUUUGCUUGGAAAUAGAGCUUCUGUGUCUUUAAAGAAUACGGAAUGAGUCACCCCCUGCUCUUUUGGUAGAUGCCUGGCUGGUGAACAGCUAAGCUGCUUUAGGCAUGUAAUAGAACAUUCCAUUUCCUGUUCCCUUGCUGACACAGAGGAGUGUUCCUGCUGGCAAUGAUCUAAUCAUAGUGCAGUAAGAAACAUGGCAGUUUGAUAAAACAUGGUGGAGACAGCGGCUGAAAUGGAAGCAUAUGUGCUAGAAGACAUUCUUGAGGUGGAGUCUUUCAUUUUGGACCAGGAUGACUUGGAGAAUCCAAUGCUGGAAACAGCUUCCAAGUUGCUCCUCUCAGGCACCGCUGACGGUGCUGACCUCAGGACAGUAGAUCCAGAGACACAAGCUAGACUGGAGGCUUUGCUAGAAGCUGCAGGAAUAGGCAAGUUAUCCACGGCGGAUGGUAAAGCCUUCGCAGACCCUGAAGUGCUCCGGAGGUUAACAUCGUCUGUCAGUUGUGCGUUGGAUGAAGCUGCUGCUGCACUUACCCGGAUGAGAGCUGAGAGCACAGCAAAUGCAGGGCAGUCGGACAACCGCAGUUUGGCAGAAGCCUGUUCAGAAGGAGAUGUAAAUGCUGUGCGGAAAUUACUCAUUGAAGGCCGAAGUGUGAACGAGCACACUGAGGAAGGGGAGAGCCUCCUUUGUCUCGCUUGUUCUGCUGGAUACUAUGAGCUUGCACAGGUUUUAUUGGCAAUGCACGCAAAUGUGGAAGACAGGGGAAUCAAAGGUGACAUCACACCUUUAAUGGCUGCUGCUAAUGGAGGACACGUCAAAAUCGUGAAGUUGCUGCUAGCUCAUAAAGCUGAUGUCAAUGCACAGUCUUCAACAGGCAACACAGCCCUUACCUAUGCUUGUGCUGGAGGCUAUGUAGAUGUUGUAAAGGUGCUCUUGGAAUCCGGUGCUAGUAUCGAGGACCAUAAUGAGAAUGGUCACACACCUCUUAUGGAAGCUGGAAGUGCUGGGCAUGUGGAAGUAGCCAGAUUGCUGCUAGAAAAUGGAGCUGGCAUCAAUACGCAUUCCAAUGAAUUUAAAGAGAGCGCCCUUACGUUAGCUUGUUAUAAAGGACAUCUAGAGAUGGUGCGAUUUCUUUUGGAAGCAGGCGCUGAUCAAGAGCAUAAGACAGAUGAAAUGCACACUGCUCUAAUGGAGGCUUGCAUGGAUGGCCAUGUUGAAGUGGCUAGGUUGCUUCUGGACAGCGGUGCUCAAGUGAACAUGCCAGCUGAUUCAUUUGAGUCGCCACUGACUUUGGCUGCAUGUGGAGGGCAUGUGGAACUUGCAGCCUUACUUAUUGAAAGAGGAGCUAGCCUGGAAGAGGUCAAUGAUGAAGGUUAUACUCCUUUGAUGGAGGCAGCUCGUGAAGGGCAUGAAGAAAUGGUGGCAUUGCUUCUAGGCCAAGGAGCAAAUAUCAAUGCACAGACAGAAGAAACUCAAGAAACUGCCUUGACCCUGGCUUGCUGUGGAGGCUUUCUGGAAGUGGCGGACUUUCUGAUUAAGGCUGGAGCUGAUAUAGAGCUAGGGUGUUCCACGCCCUUGAUGGAAGCUGCUCAGGAGGGUCACUUGGAGUUAGUUAAAUACUUACUAGCUGCAGGAGCUAAUGUUCAUGCAACGACAGCGACGGGGGACACAGCUUUAACAUACGCCUGUGAAAAUGGCCACACAGAUGUAGCAGACGUCCUACUCCAGGCAGGUGCAGAUCUGGAACAUGAAUCAGAAGGUGGGAGAACUCCUUUAAUGAAAGCUGCAAGAGCUGGUCAUGUUUGCACAGUUCAGUUCUUAAUUAGCAAAGGAGCAAACGUGAACCGAACCACGGCUAAUAACGACCACACUGUGCUGUCGCUGGCGUGUGCGGGCGGUCACUUGGCAGUGGUGGAGCUACUUCUGGCACAUGGGGCGGACCCUACUCACCGUUUAAAAGAUGGCUCAACCAUGUUGAUAGAAGCAGCGAAAGGUGGCCACACAAGUGUUGUUUGCUAUCUUUUAGACUAUCCUAAUAAUCUACUUGCAGCCCCUCCACCAGACGUCACUCAGCUAACUCCCCCAUCCCACGAUUUAAAUAGGGCACCUCGAGUACCAGUUCAAGCACUGCCCAUGGUUGUCCCACCUCAGGAGCCUGACAAGCCACCUGCCAACGUUGCUGCUACUCUUCCCGUUAGGAAUAAAGCUGCUUCUAAACAAAAGUCCAACAGCCAUUUGCCAGCAAACAGCCAGGAUGUACAGGGUUACAUCACCAAUCAGUCUCCAGAGAGCAUUGUAGAAGAGGCUCAGGGAAAGUUAACAGAACUGGAACAGAGGAUAAAAGAAGCCAUAGAAAAAAAUGCACAGCUGCAGUCCUUGGAGCUGGCUCAUGCCGACCAACUCACCAAGGAGAAGAUCGAGGAGCUGAACAAAACGAGGGAGGAACAAAUUCAGAAGAAACAAAAGAUUCUGGAGGAACUGCAGAAAGUAGAGCGAGAGCUACAACUGAAAACUCAGCAGCAGCUUAAAAAACAGUAUCUAGAAGUUAAAGCCCAGCGGAUUCAGCUGCAGCAGCAGCAGCAGCAGCAGCAGCAGCAGCAGCAGCAGCAGCAGCAGCAGCAGCAGCAACAGCAACAGCAGCAGCAGCAGCAGCAGCAGCAGUCUUGCCAGCAUCUGGGACUCCUUACUUCUGUUGGGGUUGGAGAGCCGCUUCCUGAGGGAGACUAUGCACGGUUACAGCAAGUGGAUCCUGUUUUGCUUAAAGAUGAGCCCCAGCAGACUGCUGCUCAGAUGGGUUUUGCACCAAUCCAGCCUCUGGCGAUGCCUCAAGCUUUGCCUCUGGCAGCGGGUCCCUUGCCUCCAGGGUCCAUCGCAAAUCUUACAGAACUUCAAGGAGUGAUAGUUGGACAGCCAGUACUGGGCCAAGCACAGUUGGCAGGGCUGGGGCAAGGAAUUCUCACUGAAACACAACAAGGGUUAAUGGUAGCCAGCCCUGCUCAGACCCUCAAUGACACGCUGGAUGACAUCAUGGCAGCAGUCAGUGGAAGAGCAUCUGCAAUGUCAAACACUCCUACCCACAGUAUCGCUGCUUCUGUUUCCCAGCCUCAGACUCCAACUCCAAGUCCCAUCAUCUCUCCUUCAGCCAUGCUACCUAUCUACCCUGCCAUUGACAUUGAUGCACAGACGGAGAGUAACCAUGAUACCGCACUGACACUUGCCUGUGCAGGUGGCCAUGAGGAACUGGUGCAGACACUGCUAGAAAGAGGAGCCAGUAUUGAGCACCGGGACAAGAAAGGUUUUACUCCGCUCAUCUUGGCUGCUACAGCUGGUCAUGUUGGUGUUGUAGAGAUAUUGCUGGACAAUGGUGCAGACAUUGAAGCCCAAUCAGAAAGAACCAAGGACACACCACUGUCCUUGGCUUGUUCUGGGGGCAGACAGGAGGUAGUGGAGUUGUUGUUAGCUCGCGGUGCAAAUAAAGAACACAGGAAUGUUUCUGAUUACACACCUCUAAGCCUGGCUGCUUCGGGUGGCUAUGUGAACAUCAUCAAAAUACUGCUAAAUGCAGGAGCUGAGAUCAAUUCAAGAACUGGCAGCAAAUUGGGCAUUUCUCCACUGAUGUUGGCAGCUAUGAAUGGGCAUACAGCUGCAGUCAAGCUCCUUUUAGACAUGGGCUCUGACAUAAAUGCUCAGAUAGAAACCAACCGGAACACUGCCCUUACCUUAGCCUGCUUCCAAGGAAGGACUGAAGUGGUUAGUCUUCUGCUUGAUCGAAAAGCAAAUGUUGAACACAGGGCUAAGACUGGCCUCACACCAUUGAUGGAAGCGGCCUCUGGUGGAUAUGCAGAGGUGGGCCGAGUUCUUUUGGAUAAAGGUGCUGAUGUGAAUGCCCCUCCAGUGCCCUCCUCAAGAGACACAGCUCUAACCAUAGCCGCAGAUAAAGGGCAUUAUAAAUUCUGUGAACUUCUCAUUGGCAGGGGAGCUCAUAUUGAUGUGCGUAACAAAAAGGGGAACACUCCGUUAUGGCUAGCAGCAAAUGGUGGACACCUAGAUGUGGUUCAGCUCCUGGUGCAAGCAGGUGCAGAUGUAGACGCAGCAGAUAACCGCAAGAUAACUCCGCUCAUGGCUGCAUUUAGAAAGGGUCAUGUGAAGGUGGUACGCUACUUAGUCAAAGAGGUCAAUCAGUUUCCAUCAGAUUCUGAAUGCAUGAGGUAUAUAGCAACCAUCACUGACAAGGAGAUGCUGAAGAAGUGUCAUCUUUGUAUGGAAUCAAUAGUACAAGCCAAAGACAGGCAGGCUGCUGAAGCAAAUAAGAAUGCCAGCAUACUGCUGGAGGAGCUAGACCUGGAGAAGUUAAGGGAAGAAAGUCGAAGGCUGGCUUUGGCUGCCAAAAGAGAAAAGCGAAAAGAGAAAAGAAGGAAAAAAAAGGAAGAGCAAAGAAGGAAAUUAGAGGAAAUUGAAGCCAAAAAUAAGGAGAACUUUGAACUCCAAGCUGCUCAAGAAAAAGAAAAACAUAAAGUUGAAGAAGAACCUGAAGUCUUGACAGAGCCUCCAAGUGCCACUACCACCACUACCAUAGGAAUAUCUGCUACAUGGACUACUUUGGCAGGUUCCCAUGGUAAACGAAAUAAUACCAUAACUACAACCAGCUCAAAGAGGAAAAACAGGAAAAAUAAAAUUACUCCAGAAAAUGUUCAAAUUAUAUUUGAUGAUCCACUACCAAUUUCAUACAGUCAGCCAGAGAAGGCGAGUGGAGAAUCCAAGAGCAGCAGCACCAGCGAGAGUGGGGACAGUGACAACAUGAGGAUUUCCAGCUGCAGUGAUGAGAGCAGCAACAGCAACAGCAGCAGAAAGAGUGACAAUCAUUCGCCGGCUGUGGCCACAGCCACUGUGGCCAGCAAGAAGCAGCCGUCUGUUCUUGUUACGUUUCCAAAAGAGGAGAGAAAAUCCGUUUCGGGCAAGGCUUCUAUAAAAUUGUCAGAGACUGUCAAUGAAGGGACCAGUAAUUCUCUGUCAACUUGUACAAAAUCUGGUCCGUCUCCUCUUUCCUCUCCAAAUGGGAAGUUAACAGUAGCAAGUCCUAAGCGUGGGCCAAAGAGGGAAGAAGGAUGGAAGGAAGUCGUGAGGCGGUCAAAAAAGGUAUCGGUUCCAUCAACUGUGAUAUCCAGAGUGAUUGGAAGAGGGGGCUGUAAUAUCAAUGCUAUUCGGGAAUUUACUGGUGCACACAUAGACAUUGACAAGCAGAAGGACAAGACUGGAGACCGCAUAAUAACUAUAAGGGGUGGCACUGAAUCAACAAGACAAGCAACUCAGUUGAUCAAUGCUUUGAUCAAGGAUCCAGACAAAGAAAUUGAUGAACUUAUUCCAAAGAAUCGUUUGAAAAGCUCCUCAGCAAAUUCCAAAAUAGGGUCAUCGGCACCUACCACCACUGCUGCUAAUAGUUCCUUGAUGGGAAUCAAAAUGACAAGUGUAGCUCUGUCAUCAACAUCCCAGACUGCCACAGCACUCACCGUUCCUGCAGUCUCUUCUGCAUCCACUCACAAAACCAUUAAGAACCCCGUGAACAACGUGAGGCCUGGCUUUCCAGUGUCUCUGCCAUUAGCGUAUCCUCCUCCACAGUUUGCACACGCUUUGCUUGCUGCUCAGACUUUCCAGCAGAUCCGUCCACCACGGUUGCCCAUGACCCACUUUGGAGGUACUUUUCCACCAGCUCAGUCCACUUGGGGUCCUUUUCCUGUCAGGCCUUUGAGCCCUGCCAGAGCUACUAACUCGCCUAAGCCUCACAUGGUGCCUCGCCAUAGCAAUCAGAAUAGCAGUGGUUCUCAGGUGAAUUCAGCAGGUUCUUUAACUUCAAGCCCAACAACUACAACCAGUUCAUCAGCUUCAGCGGUGCCUGGUACAACUUCAAAUGGCAGUCCAAGUUCUCCUUCAGUCAGAAGGCAGCUUUUUGUCACAGUUGUGAAGACAUCCAAUGCCACAACCACAACAGUCACAACUACAGCAAGCAACAACAGCACCGCACCCACAAACGCCACAUAUCCUAUGCCUACUGCCAAAGAACACUAUCCAGUGUCAUCCCCAUCUUCCCCAUCACCACCAGCCCAGCCAGGAGGGGUUUCUAGAAAUAGCCCUUUGGAUUGUGGAUCAGCAUCCCCAAAUAAAGGGGCAUCUUCUUCCGAACAGGAAGCAAGUAGUCCGCCAGUAGUAGAAACUACAAACAGUAGACCCUCACACAGCAGCACUUCUUCUGGGAGCUCAUCAGGUCAUUCCACUCAGCAGCAGCCUCCGGGAUCUGUUCCUCAGGAGCCAAGACCCCCUCUUCAGCAGUCUCAGGUUCCUUCCCCGGAUGUGAGAAUGACUGUUCCUCCUACAGCUACAAGUUCUGCUCCAGUGGUGGUGCCUUCUACUGCGCCUAUGACGUACCCUAUGCCUCAGACACAAAUGGGAUGCUCCCAGCCUCCUAAAAUGGAAACCCCUGCUAUUAGACCACCCUCUCAUGGCACAACUGCCCCUCACAAGAAUUCAGCUCCAGUGCAGAAUUCAUCUGUUGCAGUCCUCAAUGUCAAUCACAUUAAAAGACCUCAUAGUGUUCCCUCCUCUGUCCAGCUACCUUCGACCUUAAGUACACAAAGUGCUUGUCAGAAUUCAGUACAUCCAGCAAAUAAGCCUGUUGCUCCCAAUUUCAGUGCCCCAUUACCAUUUGGGCCCUUUAGCACAUUGUUUGAAAACAACCCUACUAAUGCUCAUGCCUUCUGGGGAGGACCUGUUGUUUCAUCUCAGUCAACACCAGAAUCUAUGCUGUCAGGAAAAUCCUCGUAUUUGCCAAAUUCAGAUCCUUUACAUCAGUCUGAUACUUCCAAAGCACCAGGUUUUAGGCCACCAUUACAGAGACCUGCUCCGAGUCCCUCAGGUAUUGUCAACAUGGACACACCGUAUGGUUCUGUAACACCUUCUUCUACACAUUUGGGAAACUUUGCCUCAAGUCUUUCAGGAGGUCAGAUGUAUGGGCCUGGAGCACCCCUUGGAGGAGCACCCAUUGGAGGAGCACCCCUUGGAGGAGCGCCUGCUGCUGCCAACUUUAACAGACAGCAUUUUUCCCCACUUAGUUUGUUGACUCCAUGUUCAUCAGCAUCAAAUGAGUCUCCAGCACAGUCAGUGUCCUCUGGAGUUCGUGCACCAUCUCCUGCCCCAUCCUCAGUACCUUUAGGGUCUGAAAAGCCCAGCAGUGUCUCUCAGGACAGGAAAGUUCCAGUCCCAAUUGGGACUGAGCGUUCUGCACGGAUCAGGCAAACUGGAACUUCAGCUCCAUCUGUUAUUGGGAGUAAUUUGUCUACAUCAGUAGGACAUAGUGGCAUCUGGUCCUUUGAAGGGAUUGGUGGCAAUCAAGACAAAGUGGACUGGUGUAACCCUGGGAUGGGAAAUCCCAUGAUUCACAGGCCAAUGUCUGACCCAGGAGUGUUUUCACAGCAUCAAGCAAUGGAGCGAGAUAGUACAGGAAUUGUAACUCCUUCUGGUACAUUCCAUCAGCAUGUUCCUGCAGGAUACAUGGACUUUCCUAAACUUGGGAGUAUGCCUUUUUCUGUAUAUGGGAAUGCAAUGCUUCCUCCGGUAGCACCUAUCCCUGAUGGUGCUGGAGGACCCAUAUUUAAUGGCCCUCACUCUGCAGACCCUUCUUGGAAUUCACUGAUAAAGAUGGUUUCAAGUUCCACAGAAAACAAUGGUCCUCAAACGGUGUGGACCGGACCCUGGGCACCUCAUAUGAACAGUGUGCACAUGAACCAGCUUGGCUGAUGAGGACAAACCUGUCAGCCUGCAGAUUCCUUUCAUUCAGAGGAAGUCACAAGUGGCCGAGAAACAUUUUUAUGCUCCCAAAUCAUUCUACUGAUGUGCUUGACUGAAGUGUGUAGGCUUUUUGCAGAAGAACUUACUAACUGACCUAUUUUCUGUGAACAUUUGUGACAGCCAAUUCUCCAUUAUCAUCCGUUUUUACCUUAGUUAGCAUUUUUUCUUAUUUUUCUUCUUUCUUUCCCUCCUCUCCUUUGGACAUGACUUUCUGUUGAAGCUGUUCUUUGGCUGGUUGGUUUUAGUACUGUAAACUGCUUCUGAGCAAACACGGAAAUUUAGCAAAAUUAUGUAAACUUGAUCCUGAAGUUUUAGAAUGGCAAAUAAAUGUACAAUUGUUUACAUAACAGAAAAGGCUAAGCAGAAAGUAAAUUUCAGUCUGUCAGUCUAGAGGCUCUACUUCAUGUAGACUUAAACUCAUGUGAGAUAUGUACUUCAUACUCAGAAACCUGGAUGUCUCCUUCAUACAUUAAACUAUUAAUAAGCACCACUUUUCUACUUGUAUAAUUUCAGCAUAGGUGACCUGAUGGGCAUUAUCAGUGGAUGUCCCUACGUUAGCUCUGCAGCACCCAGCGUACUCCCUAGUGGGUUUGUUUGUAGCAAGGCAGAUAGAAGAAAUUUCUGGCUUUUCCAUGUCUUUAUUCAAUUGGUCACACUUUUCAAACUCACGCACACAUAUCUCUUCAGUGUGGACUUUCUUUGCCACGAUGACUCCGUAGUUAGACUCUCGUGCACAGUAGUAUAAAGCCUUUCCUGUAGUGGCUGCUGCACUGAUGUGAAGCAUCUUCAGUGGCACCAGUGGUCUCUUCUAACCGGAAAACUUCAGACUUUUGAGCAACUUAAAAGCCACCACAGUUCUCAGUCAGCAUAUAUUGUUUAUUUUUAAAGAUUUCAGCAUAUUUUAUAUUGGAUACUAUUGAUUCUUAUUAACAUUGGCUCUUCCUGGUCAGCGAGAGUCAACAUGCAGUUUUCCCGUUUCCAGCAUCUAUGUCUUAGUUUGAAAGGCUCCUUGCUCUCUGCUACUUGUUGGUAGAAGUGAAAAGGAUGAACAGCUAACUUGGGCCAACUCAGAAAGGAGUGUUUGGGUUUGUUUUUAAAAUGAUUUAUGGUCAAUCCAUGAAUACACAGAUUAUAAAUUAAAAUCUCCAUUUAACCUGUUUAUAUGUGAUUCAGGGCCACACUAAACUACUCAGUGGGAAUUAUAUAUUCCAUCCACUUGAAACAAUAAACAAUAAUGUAUACAAGAA